This is a messenger RNA of Trichoderma virens Gv29-8, 435 nucleotides long. RefSeq lists its product as uncharacterized. Gene Ontology annotation, cellular component: nucleus; cytoplasm. Lineage: Eukaryota; Fungi; Ascomycota; Sordariomycetes; Hypocreales; Hypocreaceae. Bases 1 to 435 code for a protein of 144 amino acids. The record is from RefSeq and is a predicted model, not a curated record. Gene Ontology annotation, molecular function: protein tyrosine phosphatase activity. The transcript is spliced from 2 exons.
AUGUCAAACUAUACUGUUGCGUCGCUUAAGAGAGUGUCUGCGAAGGCGCUCUCUGAGAAGAUUCUGGAAGAGCAGGAGCAGGCAGAGCCUAGUUUUGCCGUGAUUGAUGUUCGAGAUGUCGACUACAUCGGCGGCCACAUCAAAGGCUCAACAAACAUCCCCUGCAACAAAAUCGACGCCCUCAUGCCCACCCUCCUCCGCAAAGUCAAGGACAAGAAGACCGUCAUCUUCCACUGCGCGCUGAGCCAGCAGCGGGGCCCCUUUGCGGCCCUUAAGUACCUGCGCGAGAGAGACGGCCUGCUGGCGGCCCUGGGCGAGGCGCCGCCGGCGGACCAGGAAGUUCUUUUGCUGGAGCGUGGGUUUACGGGGUGGCAGGAGGAUUACGGCGAGGAUGAGAGGCUGACGGAGGGAUUUCGGAAGGAGAUUUGGAGGUGA